GGAAUCCGGGCAUCCGGGAAAGCAGCCCUAAUCUCAAGGCCGCGGCUGCGAGCGCUGCUUCCCACCUCCCAACUCCAGAAGUCCUCCCUAGACGCCGCCAGCCGCGCGCACACCCACCGAGAGCUCCUCGGGCUUUCUUUCUCCGUUCCUCCCUCGCGCGCUCAGGGUUUCACGAUGGAGGCCGAGGCGGCGGCCAAGAGGGCGCGGGAGGGCGGGGAGGACGCCACCGCGCCGGUGGCGGGGGCCGAGGCGGUGGUCGCCGGUGCUGGCGAGCAGGCGGGAAUCUCCGCCGUCAUCCCAGGAUGGUUCUCCGAGAUCAGCCCCAUGUGGCCCGGUGAGGCGCACUCCUUGAAGGUGGAGAAGGUUCUGUUCCAGGGCAAGUCAGACUACCAAAAUGUGAUGGUUUUUCAGUCCUCCACGUACGGGAAGGUGCUUGUCCUCGACGGAGUUAUUCAGGUGACAGAGAGGGAUGAGUGCGCGUACCAAGAGAUGAUUACUCACCUGCCCCUUUGCUCCAUCAAAGACCCCAAGAAGGUGUUGGUUAUUGGAGGGGGGGAUGGUGGUGUUUUGCGUGAGGUUUCACGGCAUAUCUCUGUGGAGCAGAUUGACAUCUGUGAAAUUGAUAAGAUGGUGGUAGAUGUCUCCAAGCAAUUUUUCCCUCAUCUAGCUGUUGGAUUUGAAGACCCUCGUGUGUCAUUACACAUUGGAGAUGGGGUUGCCUUCUUGAAAAAUGCUCCAGAGGGUACAUAUGAUGCAGUAAUUGUGGAUUCUUCUGAUCCGAUAGGUCCUGCUCAGGAGCUUUUUGAGAAGCCUUUCUUCCAGUCGGUGGCCAGAGCUUUGCGUCCAGGUGGAGUUGUAUGCACCCAGGCAGAGAGCAUAUGGCUACAUAUGCACAUCAUUGAAGAUAUUUUCGUCAAUUGCCGCCAAGUUUUCAAAGGCUCAGUUAACUAUGCUUGGACAACAGUACCUACAUACCCUAGCGGAGUUAUUGGGUUCAUGCUUUGCUCCACCGAAGGGCCUGCUGUUGAUUUCCAGCACCCUGUUUUCAACAUCGAGGAGGAUGAACAUUCUACGAAAUCAAAAGGACCCCUUAAGUUCUACAACUCGGAGAUCCACACGGCAUCAUUCUGUUUGCCCUCUUUUGCAAAGAGGGUAAUUGAGUCAAAGGCAAGCUAGACGUGAGGAUACUUCACCAAGUCCAGUCGAUUGGGUUAAGUACCUUAGGCGCAACACAAAAUUUGUUGUCGUGUGAAAAUGGGAUGCCUCCCUCCCCCACCCCCCACUUGAUGAAUAAGCACAUGAGAUGAGAUGCAACGGUUAUCGGAGUUGUCAGUCUAUACGAUUCUGUCUGUUGUAUGUGCCGGCUGCCAGGUGCAGCUAUGAAAACGUUUUGCAAUAGCUGUUUUCGGCAGUGCUC
Zea mays is the source of this 1417-nucleotide messenger RNA. RefSeq names its product Spermidine synthase 2. Gene Ontology annotation, cellular component: cytosol. The record is from RefSeq and is marked provisional. Gene Ontology annotation, molecular function: spermidine synthase activity. Bases 175 to 1176 code for a protein of 333 amino acids. The transcript is spliced from 9 exons. Gene Ontology annotation, biological process: spermidine biosynthetic process. Lineage: Eukaryota; Viridiplantae; Streptophyta; Magnoliopsida; Poales; Poaceae.